AUGCCCACAUCGACAAGCACACCAAUGCUUCGCCCAUAUAGAUGCAUCAAGGCCGUCUCAUCAUGUCGGCUCAUCGGACGAAGCUAUCACGCAUUAUCAAUAUCAUCAUCUCCACUCCAAAAUAUCAAACCAAAACCUUCACGCCAGCCUUGGCAACAGAAUAGGGGCGCCAAACGGUCCAGCACCGCAAACCUUCUGGAUAUUGAACUUCCUCAAGGCGUCAUUCCAUUAGAUCCUCUCCCUCUUGAAGAGGCGACUCAAACUCUGCCGACUGUACUUUUACAAGCCAAGAAUAAUAUUAGGAAAUUUGAGAAUUGCGUGUUACUGACUCGCGUCGGGGGGUUUUAUGAAUUGUACUUUGAGCAUGCGGAUGAGUUUGGACCUUUAUUGAAUUUGAAGGUCGGGAAAAAGAAGGUUGGGAAGGCGCCUAAUCAUCAAUAUGUGUCUAUGGUCUGUUACUAUCAUCCAUAUUAUGAGCCUUAAUUUAGUCCAUCUGACACAUUGCAUAGGCUGGGUUUCCAUUCUUCCAAUUAGAUCGGUACCUCAAAAUUCUCGUUCAGGAUCUGAAUCGCUAUGUUGCUAUUGCUGAAGAAACCAAGAACGAUGCUGAAGAGAAAUCAAAAGCUGGCGGGUUGAUGAAUGAUAGAAAAGUUGAGAGGAUCAUCACACCGGGAACUCUGAUUGAUGAGGAUUUCAUGAACCCAUUUACCAACAACUACGUUCUCGCUGUUCAUUUUGACAAAGAAUUAGAAACCUUGGAGGGUGACCUUGAUGGUUCGUCUUCUCUCGUUGGCCUAGCAUGGUUGGAUCUAUCAACUGGCCAUUUCUUUACUCAGUCUACAAAUUUGACUGCACUUUCAUCGUUCAUUGCUCGAAUCGGACCUCGAGAAAUUGUGCUGGACGAGGAACUGAAAAACUCAAAGAAUCCCGAGCUUCUCAAGGUCCUAGAGGAAGAUCGACAACUCGUCGCAUUUACACAAUUAUCAGGCAUCAGGCCAAUGAAAGAGUGGACACCUAUGUUGGAAUCCGCAAUACCUCCCAGUGUAGCCGAUACCUUCUCCUUAGAAGAGAUUGCGGCUGGUAGUACGGUACUUCAAUAUGUUGAAACUAGGUUGCAGGGCUCAAACACGAAAUUACAACCCCCAACCAGACAGCUUGACGUGAUGGGAAUCGACAAGAACACGAUGAGAGCGUUGGAAAUCAAAAAGACAAUCCAUGAUGAUCUUUUUACAGGAAGUUUGUUACAUACUGUUCGGAAGACUGUCACAAAAGGCGGGGCAAGGCUGCUAGACAGUUGGCUGAGUAGGAUACCUGUACUCCAUAGUAUGCAUUUGCUAACCCAUGCCAGGCUCUCCCUCUACAUCUUUGAGUAUAAUAAACUCAAGACUAGACCUUGUCACGUACAUGAUCAAAGACUCGCUCCUCCGCGAACGAAUCACCCUUCUUCUCCGCCGAAGCCACGACUCUCAUCGUAUUCUCCAGAAAUUCGCCUUCGGUCGUGGAGAUGCAGACGACCUUCUCGCUCUGGCAGACACCAUCCAAGCAACCAAAGAACUGAUCUCUCUUCUCAUUCAAGAGAUGACAACUUCAGAAGAAGAAUGUAUAGUAUCUCUGGCCUCACGCAUGAUACUGAAAGGUCCCUCCGCCCUCGCAAAACGCAUUCGAGCAGCCAUCGAUGAAGAGGGAGUCGUCCAACAACAUAUCCUCGACAAUGAAAAAGCAGAAACCAUGCAGGCAUUAGCUCAAGAAAUUGUUUCCUCCGAAGGCUCACAAGACGAUGCAAACUCCCUUCUAAGAAAGAGGAAGAAACCUACAAGCAUCAGAGAACAUUACUCGGACGAUGGAGAAGCUUGGAUCAUGAGACCUGGAGCAAGUCCCACCCUUGAGCGUCUACAUCAAGAACUCAUCACACUCACAAACGAAAAGACAUCUUUGGGAGACAAUCUCCGAGAGCGAUUCCAAGCACCUUCUUUAACUUUGCGUUUCAGUCCAGGUUUAGGACACAUCUGUCACAUCAGAGGAAAAGAUGUACAGCGAAAAAUCGUCGAGGGAACGAGAGUCAGUUCAUCCAAAAGCACAACCUCUUUCCAUCAUCCCCAAUGGACCGAUUUGGGAACCCGUCUUGACAAAACCCGGGAAUGUAUACGAUCAGAAGAACAACGGGUGUUUCGAAAUCUGAGAGAACUGGUCAUACACAACAUCGUGAAGCUCAGAAAGAAUGCCGAAGUGCUCGAUGAGCUUGAUAUUGGGACUUCAUUCGCGAUUCUUGCGAUAGAGAAAAAUUGGACGAGGCCGAUGUUGAAUGGAUCGAGUACGAAUAAGAUCGUAGGAGGACGACAUCCGACGGUUGAAGGAGGACUCGAGGAGGAGGGCAGAACCUUUACAACCAAUGAUUGUUUCGUUGGCGACGUCCAGAGAACAUGGUUGAUCACUGGUCCAAACAUGGCAGGAAAAAGUACAUUUCUGCGCCAGAAUGCCCUCAUUAUAAUCCUCGCUCAAGUAGGGUCUUAUGUUCCAGCUGAAUAUGCGGAGCUUGGGAUCGUGGACCAAAUAUUUAGCCGCGUGGGUUCGGCAGACAACCUAUAUCGAGGUCAGUCCACAUUCAUGGUUGAGAUGUUGGAGACCGCAGCCAUUCUCAAACAUUCAACUUCACGCUCUUUUGUCAUUAUGGACGAGAUAGGCCGAGGAACGACACCAACCGACGGAGUUGCCGUGGCAUUUGCAUGUUUACAUCACUUGUAUCACAUUAACAAAUGUAGGACGCUUUUCGCCACGCAUUUUCAUGAUCUGGCAGACAUGGCAAUUGCUGGUGGGAUGGAGGGAGUGGGUUUUUAUUGCACAGACGUUCAGGAAGACGACGUCGGUGAAGGGUUUAGGUAUGUACACAAGUUAAGGGAAGGAGUCAAUCGGAGUAGUCACGCUUUGAAGGUUGCAAGGCUUGCUGGGUUACCCGAGGAGGCUAUUACUGUCGCAAAGGCGGUAUUGGAAAAGAAAUCCAUUGUAUAA
Messenger RNA from Hymenoscyphus albidus, 3006 nucleotides. The record is from the annotation of a GenBank genome assembly. Lineage: Eukaryota; Fungi; Ascomycota; Leotiomycetes; Helotiales; Helotiaceae.